This is a messenger RNA of Gigantopelta aegis, 1432 nucleotides long. RefSeq lists its product as uncharacterized. The transcript is spliced from 2 exons. NCBI's taxonomy places the organism in Eukaryota, Metazoa, Mollusca, Gastropoda, Neomphalida, Peltospiridae. Bases 156 to 854 code for a protein of 232 amino acids. The record is from RefSeq and is a predicted model, not a curated record.
CUGCCAUCUCAGUCUCGACGUCGGGAACGUCUGCAAACGUGUUCCGGAACACGUGGUUCAAGAUCCCUGCUCCAAUCGCGUCACCCAUCACGUUGAUGGCCGUGCGGAAUCUGUCCCUGUACAAAGGGAAGGUAUGCGAGGCCAACCUUUAAUAUAUGGUUUUUUGUAACCACCUCCACGGUUUCGACAUGCGGUCUUUUUCUGGAAAACAGAACCAGAUGGAACUUAGCGGGGUACCGGAAUCAAGAGUUAUUGCCCACAAUAACGUUCGUCGAGAUCAAGUGUGUGGUCCGAUAUCUUACCAGUGGAUAAUGCCGCAGUCUCCGCCGGGUAAUGGUGCGGCAUCAGCAGUACAAGAAGACCCAGGUCUGCUCUGCUACAUUUUGAAACCAUCACUAACACGGACCUACACACCAGAGGCAGCAGCAACAACAGCAGCAACAACAACAACAACAGCAGCAGCAGUCUGCAAGCAAGCGCAGCCAAAACCUGAUUCAGGACUGCAAACGUGUGAAUUGGUGAAACAAGAACCAAUGGCAAUGAGCAGAAACUGUGUUCAACCAAAAUCAAAAUCACACUCAGAGCAGGAAUUAUUGAUGCAGCCAGAUUUAGAACCAGAUGCCAUAAACUCUAAGAGACGCUGGCAGAAAAUAGACUCGGCAACGAGGCGGAUAUCCUACAGUUGGGUGCAUCCCGAGCAGGAGCCCAAGGAGAUAAUGCACAGCGGGGUGACUUGCGAGUGCGAGCUAUGUACAUCGGCGAGAAAUUUCAUUUGGGUGGACCCAAAGAUUGUAACCUACUGCCUGUCUAAGCGGAGACCCAACACAUCGGAGAGCAGAUCCUGCAAAUGCUGAAACAGAACUCGUGUUUGGUUAUUAUGAACAUGUUGCCAGUAUACCACAUGUGUUGUUUUCUUCAUAUAUUGUUGGUUUUUAAGUUCUCCAAUCGUGUCAGGAAACUAUGAAAUUGUUGCCAGUAUACCACAACAUGUGUUUGUUGUACGUUAUUGCUUUUUAAGUUGUCCAAUCGUGAUAGGAAACUAUGAAAAUGUUGCCAGUAUACCACAACAUGUGUUUGUUGUACGUUAUUGCUUUUUAAGUUGUCCAAUCGUGAUAGGAAACUAUGAAAAUGUUGCCAGUAUACCACAACAUGUGUUUGUUGUACGUUAUUGGUUUUUAAGUUGUUCAAUCGUGUUAGGUGACUAUGAACAUGUUGCUAGUAUACCACAACAUGUGUUGUUAUUUUUUUACAUUGUUUUUUGUUUUUUUUAAAUUGUCCAAUCGUAUCAGGUAAUUAAAAAAAAAAUUGUUUGCCAGAAUAUCACAACAUGUAUUUGUUGUCUUAGUCUACAUUGUUGGUUUUUAAUGUCUACAAACGUGUUUGGUAAUUAUGAACAUGUUGCCAGUAUUCCAAAACAUGUGUUUGCUGUUUU